AUGGCAUGGCUCCUACUCUGGCUCGUUGACAAGCUCAUGUUGUUCUUGUCAUGGUUGGUUCUUGGAAACAUUGAAAAAUAUGGCCUAAAAAGACCUUCAACAGGACCAUUAACGCUGAAAAACACAGAAGGAAAGACCCCAGUUUUAGAUAUUGGAACAUUAGAGAAGAUCAAAUCCGGAGAUAUUACAGUCGUUGCCGGAAUCAAGAGAUUCACACGCAACCAAGUUGAACUCGUCGAUGGCGAAACUCUCGACAUUGACUCAGUCAUUCUCGCUACUGGUUAUCGCGGCAACGUUCCUUCAUGGCUUCAGGAAGGUGAAUUUUUCUCCAAAAAUGGAUUCCCCAAAUCCCCAUUUCCACAAGGUUGGAAGGGAAAUGCUGGUCUUUACGCAGUUGGGUUCACAAGGAGAGGGCUCUCUGGUGGUUCCUCAGAUGCCAUGAGAAUAACUCAAGAUAUUGGCAAGGUCUGGAAACUUGAAACCAGACAACAGACCAAGAGAGCCACUGCUUGUCACAGACGUUGCAUAUCUCAAAUGUGA
Molecule: messenger RNA, 540 nt
Organism: Humulus lupulus (European hop)
Lineage: Eukaryota; Viridiplantae; Streptophyta; Magnoliopsida; Rosales; Cannabaceae
Product: probable indole-3-pyruvate monooxygenase YUCCA9
Exons: 2
Coding region: 1-540 (179 amino acids)
Biological process (GO): auxin biosynthetic process
Molecular function (GO): flavin adenine dinucleotide binding; monooxygenase activity
Source: RefSeq, a predicted model, not a curated record